This is a messenger RNA of Symbiodinium sp. CCMP2592, 873 nucleotides long. The record is from the annotation of a GenBank genome assembly. NCBI's taxonomy places the organism in Eukaryota, Dinophyceae, Suessiales, Symbiodiniaceae.
AUGCUGGAACCGGUGCCACUUCGGUGCCUUGUUCCUGCCGAAAUAGUCAAACUCUUCGCGGGAGAAGAUGGUGUCGCUGCUGGGCGCAUUGCGGUGGCGUCUGGGGCCGACAUUUCGGUGUCCGAUGACGACACCACCCCGGCAUCCCUGACGGACCGGAUUGUCACCAUCCAUGGUGGGCAGCAGGUGCAGCAGGCGGCUUGCCGGCUGAUCGUAGAGCGCUUCUACGAAGAGCAAAAGGCGACCUCUGACGAAGACCUUGGUGUCUUCAUUCUGCUGGUGCCCGCGGAGCAUGCCAUUUCCAUGAGUGAGGAUGGCACGUUGAACAAAGUCAUGAAGCUGUCGGGCGCGGAGCUUUCCGUCCAGGAUGCUUCCAUCGCUGGAACCGAAGACCGGCCAGUUCGAAUUGUGGGCACCCUUGAAGCGACGGUGGCAGCAGCCUCCCGGCUACGCGCAUGCGUGCAGGUCUUGGCUUGGAGGGCAGAGCAAGGAAGCAGCGACGCAGCUCCUCCUGAAAACGAGGACAGCGAGUGCCUUUUGGGCUGCGAAGCCCCAGGCCUUGAGAGACAACCCGUUUCCGAGCAGCCGGACACUGAAGAGCCAACAGCCGUGCCAGCCGAAUGCUCAGAACCCGAGCAGCAGGGUGCGGAAGAUGUCGUGGAGCCGGUGGAGCCGCCGGAGCAGAGACAGCCUGAUGCAGAGCUAGGAGGGCCUCCUGCAGAGGGGCAGGAUUUGCAGGAGCUCGACGUGCCCGAGGACGCUACAAAGGAGAAGCAGGGAGGAGAGCCGGAGGUGGAGGAGGAGGUGCAGGAGGCGGAGGCGGCGGCAGAGGCGGCAGAGGCGCGCUACUGCGCUGUCGUUCUCUACAAUUAG